AGGUUUUCAGUGUUUUAAUCCCAAAUUGUGAGCCAAGUUGGCCCAUGCGAUCAUAUGGAACACCGACGAGUAAUGAAUGGGGUAGGACUCUAUAUUGAUAAAUCCAUGAACAUGGAUACAUUCUGUCCCACUUUCAAGGAGGAGCCAAGAGACAUGGAUGUUGAUGACUUCUCUACAUCUCGAAGGCUUGAACUUCUUCCUCCUCUGAGUGUUGAUGUUGAUUCUGUGUACAACUUUGACCUUCCAUCCAACGAGAAUGGGAGUGGUCCUUUGAGUGACAAUCUGAGUGGACCAUUCAGUGACAAUGUGAGUGGUCCUCUGAGUGACAGUAUCAGUGGUUGCAGUCCCUUAAGCCAGAAAAGCCCAGAAGGGAUGGGUCAAAUGAAUGGCUCUCUUGGGAGUGAGGGCACAGAGUGCGGUGAAGAAGAUAUCUUUCAAGUGGACAAAGCAGACCUUAUCCAAGGUCCUACUCUUGCAGAGUUGAAUGCAUCAAAUGAAUCCAUUGGGCUGAUGGGAGAUUUCAAGUUUGACUUUGAUGACCUGCUCUUGCCAGAUUUUGCAAGUGAAGUCAUAGCGAUGGCUAAAUCAGAACCCCCUAUGGGUGGGCAACCGAUAAGGAAUUGCAUGGAUCCUUGCAUGAGCACAUUUGCUUCCUCAUUCCCACCUCCAGCCUUUGCAAGCCAUCAGCCUUCUAUGUCGUCCAGUGCUCCCACUCGACCCAAUUUCACUAAUCAGCAGUUCAGCUCAAGCAUGCAGACCAGUCCAACACACACAGGCACCAAGCCAAAACGCCCCAAUCAGCUUCAGCCUCAGCUUGCUAAUCAAGAACCCAUCAUCACCGCCCCAUCCCAUUCAAGCACAAGCACGUUCACAUCACGUUUGGUGCAGAAGCAUUCCACCCUUCAUCAGCUGCUGCAGAAAGCACCUGCUUCAUCUCCUGUGUCAAUAACCAAGAGCAGACCGGAAGCCCAUCCCUCUGUGCCCUCCCCUGAUCUUGCAGCAUCUUCUUUGAUCACCAGAGACAGGCUUUCAACAUCUGCCCCUGUGGAAUCCAAAUUCUAUCAUUGGAAGCAGGAUCAGAAAUUCCAGGCCCUUGCACCAAGAUCUGGGAGUAGCUUUCUGGGUGACUCUAUUGCGAUAGGAAGCUCUGCAUCCUCUAUUUCUACUGGGGGAGUUCUGAGCCCUGCAUCCGUAGAGCUCUCACAUGAUGAAGGCUUCAACUCCGACAGCGAUGAUGAUACUUCUGAUGAAGAAUAUGGAGAUGAAGGUUCUGAAAGGCAGCUUUCGUCCUCAUUCAGCAAGAAGGAACGCUUCUUCUGGCAGUAUAAUGUGCAGGCAAAAGGCCCAAAAGGGCAACGGUUGGUUUUAACCCCAUCUGAGUUGGAUCCUCAUCGCCUGGAAGAGAUUGUGGAUCCUGUCUUCAAUCCUGCUGUGGCACUGCAUGGAAUUCGACACAGUGGGAAGGCUCGUCGAGGAGAUGGCAACGAUCUGACACCCAAUCCAAAGAAGCUCUUCAGUAUUGGCAGGGAGUUGGAUCAUCUAAAUGCUGUCAUCAAUGACAUGACUCCAGUGUCAGAGCUUCCAUUCACAGUGCGUCCACAGACUCGAAAGGAGAAGAAUAAGCUUGCUUCAAGAGUUUGUCGUUUGAAGAAGAAAGCCCAGCAUGAGGCCAACAAGAUGAAACUCCAUGGCUUGGAACAUGAACACAAGCACUUGAUGGAUACCCUCUGGGAGGUGAAAAAACUGGUUCGUGUAAGGAUGGGUCUUCCUCCGCCCUGUGUUGGCUCCCCCAUGUCUCCUUGUCAUUUCCCACAAGCUAAAGUUCCAGCUUUGGAUGAUGGUUCUCUUGAAGCACAAGUGGACAAGCUUAUGAAGCAUACUUGCAAACAUCGAAUAGCUGGACACACCACAGAGUAUGUGAACAAGGUGCUGGAGAAGGUGAAGUCCAAUUCUUCAUUGGGAUCCUUGGAGGAAGUGUAAUCUUUGUGUUUAGUGUUUUUCGUUUCCAUGGUACAUCAGGAAUGCCUUCCCAUAUCCAGAUAUCCGUGAAUUUUCUUUACUUUUCAUGGAGUGAUGUCUCAUUGGUUUUUGGAUGAAAAUGGAUUGCUCCUCCUGCUUGAUCGCUCAAAAUUUUUUGUUGUUGAUACUAGAUUUGUAAAUACCUUUGAAUUGUUUUUAUGAAGAGAAGCACUUUUACUUUGGUUCCAAACUCUGUCCUUCUCUUACAUGCUAUUUGAUUGGGUUAUAGGAGAUUAUUUCUGAGUCUGAGUCAAGUUAUACCCAAAAGAUACAGUAUAAAGGAACUAUACUGUGAACAGGAGAGGUAUCAAAUAUUCCAUCCAUUGACUUGGGAGAGCAGUUGAUUGGUCCUGGAUCAUGUAAAUUACUAGACUCCCAGAUGUCUUAAGAGCAUACAAAUGACAUGCUUGGAUACAAGGGAGCUUAAGAAGGUACUUUGGAAAUUGUUUGCAUGAAAGAUGAUGCUGUCAGGCUCUGCGGAGCUGCCAGACGUGACCCUGUCUACUUCUAAUAACUGGUUUUUUCGAGGAAUGGUUCAUGAGGAUUCAUAUCUACAGGGGAAAAUGUGAUACUCUCCCUCUUGCUUCCCCCAUGGAUGCCUUCAAUGUUGACAGACAAAGGAGCCCUGUUAUUCUUAUGCCUUGACGUGGUGCCAUGAGAAGUGGUUCCACUAUCUCAUGGCUUCCUCUUUUCACACAUUGGUCAGUAGAGGAUGAGUGACCCAUUGAAUUCACUUUUUGCUGAAUAUUUUUUAUUCCUUUAGGAUUAAUGAGUGUGUGGUUUUAUCAUUUCGUAUUCAUUUCCUAAGGCUAAGUGGCUUUCAAUUUCUGAUUAGCCAACACUAGUGUCAAACUGAGGACUGGCUACUUAGAUGUAUCCUAGUGUUGGGAGAACUUGACAAAAACUCCACUUUGGUGUGUGUGUGUAAAGGUGGUCUCUGUAGGGAUCUAUGAUCUGCUUUAUGGAAUUGUAGAUAUCUAAUUGCUUGAUAUGUGCUGCAUUGAGGAGUCUAUUGUGUCAUUAUGGGGAUUUGAGAACAAAAAAAAAAGGUUCUUAUAUUUUCCAUCGUAUGUGACAGAGGGAGUUGCUCAGACUGUAUUUCCUUUGUGCAAUCUUAUUCCCGGUGUUUUUAAUGUCAUUUUGUCCUGCAGUUUUAAAUGUUUGGUUUUUUUUGGCUGUUAAUGGGCCCAUAUCCCGGUGUUGCAUGCUAAAUUUUGCGGCAGUGAUAGAUCCAAAUGUAGUGUCAUGCUGUUUUGUGCAAACAAUUAAUGUGGAAUGGGUGCUUUGUCUGGCAUUGAGAUCUGUGGAUAUGUUGGGAAGUCAUGAAACCAAUGUGAGAUUUUCUGCUGAUGACUGAAGUUGAACUCUCUUCUGUAAGUUAGCCUUCUGAGUGGUGAUCAAAGGCUUCUAAAGGAACUAGCUAUGAUUCCUGAGUUGAUGAGCAACUGCUUCUUUUAUGGAAUCAUUCAGACUACCUCAGAAAAGACUUGUUUAAGCCGGGUUGACAAGUUCCAUAUUGGUAAUUUUACAAUUUAUCCUUUGCACCUGAAACUGAAGAGAAGGGUUAGCUCUUUAGACUCCCACCUCUUCUGUUUUGUUGCAGUUAUCAGUUUUUGCUACAGGUGACAUUCCAUGCCUAGCUCAUUUGUCAUCUUGAAUUCAUUCUUCAGUAUGUACAAAGCAUUUUCUAGUGUUCAUGGCUGUACACCUACCUGUGAAACCGGGCUGUGAUAUGAACCCAUAAAAAGGAGGGGAAAAAAGGGCCGCAUGUGGUGUAGUUUUGUAAUUACGAAGCAUCUAGUUGACCUGUUGUUGUUGAUAUCCAAUAUGAAACGAGACUUGAGAUCUAAUAAAAGAAACCAGAAAAAAGAAUA
Messenger RNA from Darwinula stevensoni, 3893 nucleotides. The record is from the annotation of a GenBank genome assembly. NCBI's taxonomy places the organism in Eukaryota, Metazoa, Arthropoda, Ostracoda, Podocopida, Darwinulidae.